Molecule: messenger RNA, 522 nt
Organism: Octopus sinensis (East Asian common octopus)
Lineage: Eukaryota; Metazoa; Mollusca; Cephalopoda; Octopoda; Octopodidae
Product: Friend leukemia integration 1 transcription factor-like
Exons: 1
Coding region: 1-522 (173 amino acids)
Biological process (GO): regulation of transcription by RNA polymerase II; cell differentiation
Cellular component (GO): nucleus
Molecular function (GO): DNA-binding transcription factor activity, RNA polymerase II-specific; sequence-specific DNA binding
Source: RefSeq, a predicted model, not a curated record
AUGGGAAUAUUUGUAAUCACCGAUGGAGAUUUGUUGGCAUAUUGGUGGGGACAAUGCAAACAAAACCCUUCCAUGAAUGAACAAAAACUUUCGAGGGCUCUCAGAACAUACUACAAAUAUCCAAAAAUUCUUAAAAAAGUACGUCAUUCAAGAAAUACCUACAUGUUCCUCAAUAGAAGAACAGAACAAAUCCCAACACAUAUGUCACCGGAGCAGACUAAAGAAAUAAAUAUCCCCAAUAUGUCGUAUCCCCAAUACACUGUUCAGACAGAAGAAAUCCAGCCACAAAUCUGUCAGUUUUAUAUGCCAUUUGAGGAUCCGUAUUAUUCAUAUUAUGUGCCAAAUAUUUAUUAUCCGAAUUAUACAUCAUAUGACUACAAUUAUUCUGAAGAUUCAAAUUGUCUCAAUCGUUAUUCAAAGGAAUUGGAUGAUAUUCUUUUUCCCCUCGAAAACGAAUUUGGUUCUACAAUUAAUGACCAGGCUCUAACAGAACCAGAUUUCUACACAUCAUACUAUAAAUAA